CAGUGAAGCUCCCUAGUAGAGAAGCAGCAUACACAGCGUAAAGGGAUCUCUUUCAGUGCAGCUAAAAUACCUCCACAACUGACUAACUAAACAAGUAUAAGCCCUCUUCUAUCAGCAAAACUGCAUCCAGACUGGUGGUGUUGCUGGACAAUGACAUCAGCUAAUGGACAAGAUGCCUGGUAGAGAAGCUGCGAGGGAAUGCCCUGAAGCAGAUGCUGCUGAGUGGAGGAUGGUCACCUCUGGGGCCAGACCUCUUGCCGCAGAGACAGCUCCCCCAGUUGGGGAACAAAUAUGAGGCCCUGGCUGCACUGGAGGAAUGUGCAGUGGGGGAAAGUGCACUGGAGGGGCCUGCCACCAUCACUGAGCAAGCUGAGGGCCAGCCAGGUAAGCAGAAGAAGAGGCACCACGUCAUUGUAGUGGGCGACUCCCUACCAAGAGAUACAGAGGGACCCAUCUGUCAUCCAGAUCCCACGGCAUGCAAGGUCUGCUACUUGCCUGGAGCCAGGAUCAGGGAUGUCACAGCGAGAAUUUCUGACCUCAGCCAGCUCUCUGACAACUAUCCCAUGGUCCUCAUCCAUGUGGGAACAAAUGAUGCGGCCAGGAGUAGUUCAGACCAUUUCAUGAGUGACUACAGGGCUCUGGGGACCAGGCUUAGGAAGACAGGGGCACAGGUGGUCUUCUCGUCGAUCCUCCUGGUCAGCAGUCGCAGUAGGUAUCACGUCAACUGUGUCAGAGAAGUCAACCCGCGGCUUCGGAGUUGGUGCCAUCGUGCAGGUUUUGGCUUCCUGGUCCAUGAUCCGCACUUUCAUGCAAGGCACCUCCUGGGACACAAUGGGAUUCAUCUCUCCACAAAAGGUAAGAGUCUCUUUUUUUACAGGUUGGCUGACCUCCUACAUCGGGCUUUAAACUAGGUUCAACGGGGGACAGGGAGGCAAGAGAUGGAGAGAGUCUAGAACAUACAAACUGUGAGACAUGCAGCAGUACCCCCCUGGUAAGUACCAAGGGGCCCUUUGGGCAUCAGAACGGGGGAGGCACCAAAGGCACCAUUCAGAGGGCUCAAGUGCCUCUAUACUAAUGCUAGGAGCGUGGGGAACAAGAAGGAAGAACUCGCACUCCUGCUUGCAGACAAUAACUUUGAUUUAGUGGGGUAAUGGAAACCUGGUGGUACCCUACUCAUGACUAGGCAGUAUGCAUUGAGGGCUAUAGGUUGUACAGAUGGGACAGAGUAGGGAGGAAAGGGGGCAGGGUUGCUCUCUAUGUAAAGGAGCAUUAUACAUCUACCCUAAUCAAAAUGGGAUCAGAGGAGGAGAAAGUUGAGACAUUGUGGGUUAGGAAACACAGAGGUCAAGGGGAAAGGGACUUGGUGGUGGGGGUCUGCUACAGACCACCACACAAGGAGGAAAAGCUAGACUUGAAAUUCUUGAGGCAGCUCUCAGAGGCCGUACAGUCAAGGGACGUGGCUGUCAUGGGAGACUUAAACUACCCUGACAUCUGCUGGGAGGAGCAGUCAGCCAAAUCCAGCUGUUCACGUAGGUUCUUACCCUGCGUGCAGGACCUUACCUAAUGCAGGAGGUAUAUGGUCUAGGGGGAAUGCCUUACUGAACUUGGUGUUGGCUACAGGGGAUGACCUGGUAGGGGAGCUAUAGAUUCGUAGUCACCUUGGGGAUAGUGACCACCAAUCAAUCGAAUUCACCAUACGGCAUAGGGUGGGUAAAAUAACUAGUAGGGUAGAAAUGCUUGACUUUAGGAAAGCUAACUUCAGUGUGCUUAGGAGUCUAGUCAAUGACAUGCUGCAGGAUAGGCAAGAUGGGAGUCCAGGAAGGAUGGUCGCUCUUAAAGGAAGCAAUCCUUCGGGCGCAGAGAGAGAUGAUCCCAGUAUGAGGGAAAAGGAAGAAAGGAGCCAAAAAACUUCUUUGACUAAACAGGGAAAUCCAGGGGAGCCUAAGGGCAAAAAAGAAGGCAUACAGGUGGUGGAAGCAGGGGGAAGCUAUCAAGGAGGAGCAUUCCUACUUGGCCCGCACUUCCAGGGAAGCAGUUAGAAAAGCCAAAGCAACUACAGAGCUGAGGCUGGCAACACAAAUUAAAGACAACAAAAAGUCUUUUUUUAGGUAUGUAGGGACUAAAAGGAAGGUGUAGAGCAGCAUAGGACCCCUAGUGAACAAGAAGGACCAAUUAAUGACAGACAGAGGGGACAAGGCUGAGCUUUUCAAUGAGUUUUUUGCCUCAGUGUUCUUGAACAAAGGUCAAGGUAAGUCUCCUAAAAGGUUCUUAGAUGGGCAUCAGAGGGACACCAGCCCACCAACUGUCAACGCUGACUUGGUGCAGAGUCACUUGGAUGGACUGGAUGUGUUCAAGUCAGCAGGCCCGGAUGAGCUGCAUCCGAGAGUACUGCAGGAAUUGGCCGGUGUCAUAGCAGAACCACUGGCACGGCUGUCUGAGCGCUCGUGGCGCUUGGGUCAGGUCCCAGAGGGCUAGAAACAGGCCAAUGUGGUCCCUAUUUUCAAGAAGGGGAGGAAGGAGGAUCUGAGCAAUUAUAGUCAGUCUUACCCCCAUCCUUGGAAAGGUCUUUGAAAAGAUUAUGAAGGAUCACAUUUGUGGGAGUCCAGCGGGAAAAAUAAUGCAACAGGGAAACCAGUGUGGUAUUAGUAGCAGGUAGAUCAUGCCUGACCAAUCUGGUUUCAUUUUAUGACACGGUCAUAAAACACUUAGAUGCAGGAGUAGAGUUGGAUGUCAUUUUCUUGUAUUUUAGCAAGACCUUCAAUACAAUAUCUCAUCCCAAUCUCAUAAAUAAAUUAAGAGGCUGUGAUAUAGAUGUUUACAUGGUCUGGUGGGUGGCAAAUUGGCUUAGCAGUCAGACCCAGAGAGUGGCAGUGGAUGGGUCAGUAUUGACCUGGAUGGAUGUGGGUAGUGGGGUCCCACAGGGUUUGGUCCUUGGACCUGUACUCUUCAAUAUCUUCAUCAGUGACUUGGAUGUGGGCGUGAAGUUUACUCUGUCCAAGUUUGCGGACAAUACUAAAUUGUGGGGUGAAGUGCAUACUCCGGAGGGUAGGGUAUGAUUGUAGGCAGACCUGGACAGGUUAGAAAAGUGGGCAGGACACAAUAGGAUUCAGUACAACAAGGACAAAUGCAGAGUGCUACACUUAGGAUUCAAAAAUAUCCAGCACACCUACUGGCUAGGAAGUGACCCUCAGCAGCACAGAAGCAGAAGGGAUCUGAGUUAUAGUGGACUCAAAGAUGAGCAUGAGUUGUCAGCGUGACGAAACCAUCAGCAAAGCUAACUGCCCUUUAUCAUGCAUCAGCAGAUGAAUGACAAAUAGAUCCAAGGAGGUGAUACUUCCCUUCUAUGUGGCAUUGGUCAGACUGCAGUUGGAGUACUGCAUCCAGUUUUGGGCACCUUACUUCAAAAAGGAUGUUGACAGACUUGAGAGGGUUCAGAGGAGAGCCACGUGUAUGGUCAGGGGCUUGCAGGACAAGCCCUAUGAGGAGAGACUGAGGAACCUGGACCUCUUCAGCCUCCUGCAAGACAAGGCUGAGAGGUGAUCUUGUGGCUGCCUACAAAUUCAUUAGGGGAACGCAGCAAGGGAUCGGAGAUGCUCUGUUCACCAGGGCACCUCUUGGGGUAACAACAGUCACAAACUGACGAAGUGCAGAUUUAGGCUAGAUAUCAGGAAAGACUUCUUCACAGUAAGGGUGACCAAAAUUUGGAAUGGGCUUUCAAGGGAGAUGGUGCUCUCCCCUACCUUGGGGGUCCUUUAGAGAAGGCUGGAUAGACAUCUGGCUGUAAUCAUCUGAUUCCAGCACUCUUUCCUGCCUAGGCAGGGGGUCGAACUUGAUGAUCUGUUGAGCUGUCCCUAGCAUCUAUGAAUCUAUAAGGCCAAAUGUUCUGCUGAUCCAAUGUGACACAAUAAGUAUCAAAUAAAGAACAUUUGAUAUUUCUGUUCAUGAUGACACAUUGAAACAAAGCCUUGAGUCUGCAAAUUACCAUAAUUAGUUUUCCAGGUUAGGUUCACUGACCUGUAGUUCCCUGCAUACCCUCUAGUGCUUUUUUAAAAUACUACUGGGGUCACAUUAGUGCAGACAACUCUCCUACAAAGUGGGGUGUUCUUAACCUCCUGGACACAACUUCUGAUCUGACACAUCCUCACCCCAGCACACCCCCUCUCAGCAGGGCUUGUCAGAUAUGUUCUUUAGUUCCAGCCAGGCUGGGAGUUGUACCUUUAAGAGAAGCUAGACAGGAAGUUAGUGGGAGGGACUGCAGAAGCCUCUGCUCUGUUAUAUAUUUGCAACCGGUUGCUGACUACUGAGGAUGGUUUCCAGGCACCAGAAGCCCAGAGUGAUUCCUGAACACUGCACGGACAGAGAGGAUGUGACCUUAACCCUCUUGACAUGGACAAGGUAAUCUCAGGUCAUGCUAUUUAACCAGAUUUUUCUUAGUAGUAUCUUGAGGGAAUGGAAAUGUUCUUCUAUCCGCUAGAUGGACAAGAGGGGGUGAAGAAAACCAGAUGUGAAAUAGGACUACAGUCCCCAGUUCCUUCUCCAGCUGCCUGUGCACAGAACAGACAGCUGCUUAUCAGCUUCAAAGUGUUUACGGCUUUUGAGUUUAACCACAAAAAAAUUACUACAAAUGCCUCCUUGAAGACGUGCAGAGAUGCUUUGGGUUUCUGAUGCUCUCUCACUUGAUAUUCUACAGAAAAAGAUUUGACAAGAGGAAGGAGUGUCCUUGAGUUGAGGAGGAGACAGGAGGGACAGCUGGCAUCCUUGUAAUAAUUUGGGCACCUACUUUGAGGGAUCACUGAAGUUUCCCAUGCUUGCCUCAAAAACCAAAACAAGCAACAGUGAAAACUCUCAUUCUCAAACUCACUCAGGCUAGACCAGAUGGGAGUCCUGUAGCCACAUUAUGGUCAGUUUGAUGUCUCGGUACCCAACAUGAUGCUGAAGCUCUUCCUUGUUCUGGUAGGUGCAGUACAGCUCAGGCUUUCAGCUCCCACUGAUCCACAACCCGCAAGGGUCCUCUGCAUUAAAAAUGACUGCUUUGUCAUUUUCUGGGGGCAGAAGCAGUUCUCUGAAGCCAGAAAGGUAUGCGAGGGGAGCAACGGGCAUCUCUUGAUGAUGAGAUCUGUGGUGGAAGAAGAUGUCAUCUCCCUGAUGCAGAACCAGAGUGCCAGCCUAUGGAUUGAGCUGCAGCUUCCCCAGGACUGCACAAAAGCCUCCCAAGAGCCAAGUGGGUCUCGGUGGGUCACGGAUGAUGAAAGCCCUGACUAUGUCAUCUGGAAGCUCGAUAUCCCUAUCUGCAAGAACCAGUGUGUCACUGUAUCCCAGGACCUGAGUUGGGAGGAACGGCAGUGCGACUUCAUGGCAGAUGGCUUCCUGUGUGAAUACAACUACCCCGGCACAUGCACCAGGUUGUCUGCAGGGGCCAGCACUGCCAUGACCUACACCACCCCCUUUAAGGCACAAGACAGUGACCUCCUGGCCCUCCCUCCCCAGACCACAGCUUCAAUCCCAGCACUGGGCUUGGAGCUGGUCUGCACAGAACACAGCAGAGGGGGCAUGAGAUGGAGCUCUGGUCUGCCUGGGGCCUGGCACUGCAAGGUGGAGAAUGGAGGGUGCGAGGGCGUGUGUCACGAGAAGAAUGGACGCCUCUCCUGCACCUGCCCUGAUGGGUGGAAGCUGGAGGCAGACAAGCGCAGCUGCUCUACCUCCUGUGCUGGUGCCCCCUGCGAGCAUCUCUGCAACCCCCAUGGUGCUGACUUCACAUGCAUGUGCCAUAAGGGAUACAAGCUGGCCGAGGAUGGCAUCAGCUGCCAGGACAUCGAUGACUGUCAAGUCAACCCACAUAUCUGUGACCAAGUAUGCAUCAACACUGAAGGGGGCUUCCAGUGCCAGUGCCACCAGGGCUAUGAGCUGGUGGAGGGGAAAUGCAAGGAUGCGAUAUAUUGUCAUGAAACAAGAUGUCAGUAAAAAUGUGAGGAUGUCCCCAGUGGUUACAGAUGCAGUUGCUUCAAAGGUUAUAUCCCUGACCCCCAUAACCAUGACAAAUGUGUCUUACAUUGCAACCAAAAUCAGUGCCCAGCAAACUGUGACACACACAAGCAGAAUGUAUGCUACUGCCCUGAAGGGUUUGUUUUGGAUGAGGGUGGUGAGAAGACUUGUGUGGACAUUGAUGAAUGUGAAAUGCAGCAUUGUGAUGGGAUAUGCACAAAUAUACCAGGCAGCUUCAGAUGUGAUUGUCCUGAUGGGCAGGUCCUCACUGACCCAUACACAUGUAAAAAAGGAAGUGAUGAUGAAAACAUUUCAGGUGAGACCAAACUUUACCCACAAACAGCAGUUCCCACUCAUGAACCACUAGAGGCCAACAGCCUCUACCCUGGGGCUCUGAUUGGUAUCAUUGUGGGUAUACUGUCCAUGUUCUUGAUCCUCAUAGCUUUCAUCUACCACCUCAUCAAGAAGCCUUGUGCUACUCAGAGAGCCCUGAAUUAUACCAGUAACAGCAGUAUAGAAAAGGAAGUGGGACUGCAUCACUUUAGCCUAGGAUGUUCCUUUGCUAAUCGAACACUGUAGAGAAACCCACUAAAAUGAGACAGAGUUUGCAGUGAAUGAGUGGCUUAGCGCACAGUGCUGAGUCAUUGCCAAUUUCCAUCUUUUUUAAAUAUAGAUUUAUUUUAUUUUCCCCUACUGCUGAUGCUGCAUUACCUGCAGGAAAAAGAACUUUUUUUGUGCUUUGAGAAAAUAAAGCCAAAUAUUGCUAGGAAUCUAACAGCCCAAACCUGCUCCAUUUGACAUCAGUGCCAGCAAGAUGGAGUUGCCUGGGCUUGUGAUUGAAUGUCUUUGGGAAUAUAUCUUUCUAUUUUGUUUUGUACAGACCAUGGUAUACUAGAGUCCUGGUUAAUAACCAGGCGUCUUUUACUUCAGGAGUCUUGAACUAUUUGUAUAGGGAAUCUUGUAUUACUACCAUACUGUCAAGAAUAAAAAGUAUUAGUUUGCUCAG
This is a messenger RNA of Alligator mississippiensis (American alligator), 6988 nucleotides long. RefSeq names its product thrombomodulin. The transcript is spliced from 3 exons. Bases 4927 to 5961 code for a protein of 344 amino acids. Gene Ontology annotation, cellular component: external side of plasma membrane; extracellular matrix. Lineage: Eukaryota; Metazoa; Chordata; Crocodylia; Alligatoridae. The record is from RefSeq and is a predicted model, not a curated record. Gene Ontology annotation, biological process: cell migration. Gene Ontology annotation, molecular function: extracellular matrix binding; extracellular matrix protein binding; calcium ion binding.